CUCAAGACGAAAAGAUGCAGCGAUUUAAUAUUCUGCAAUUAUGCUCUCGAGAGCAACAUGCGUUUCUCUUUGGUUUUUAUUCACGUUAUUGAUUUUGGAAGGUACGACAGAUAAUCUGCACGAUACGGAAAUGUAUUGCGAUGAUGCAUAUCGUUCAAAGUACAUCGUGUCAACGUCACUUUUUAGUUUAUCUUCAGACACAAAUGAUACAAAUAAUAUCCAAGGUAAAAGCAUGUAUAUAUCACCGUAUAAAAUGAAUGACAACAACGAACAAUAUAGUGACAGUAGUAAUGAUAGUAGUGGUGAAAAUAGUGUAGAAAUUGCUGAUGAAGAUUUUAAAAAGCCUCAGAUGAGUGUCAACAAACAUUCAUUAUCAAGUCAACAGGUCUCUAGUGAUGAAAUGCUGUCGAAUGAGCUGAAACGCGUUCGCGAAGGGAAACCUUUCUCUCGGGAUGGCUGUCAUGUAAAUAAAAAUCUGAAUGAAAAUUCGUCCGUCCAGCGUGACACAUGGGCAGACAAAGUCGUCACGGACCAGCGCCGUCAUCCCCUCAUUGUCGUCGUGAACACCCAAAUAAACGUGAGUCUCAGCGAUGACGGCCAUGCCGAGACGUCGGUGUCAAAGCGAAGGAAACGCGAGAUCUUGGACGGAGGGAAUGCGUGCGUCCAUACGAGGCGGAUCAUCGGCGGGGUUUCGGUCGACAACAUCGAGGACGUACCCUACAUAGUGUUCGUCGACACGGGCUGCGCUGGCACCAUUAUAAGCAACAUAUGGAUCGUAACCGCUGCCCAUUGCAUCGGCUUAAAACCUCCGAAAUACGUUUAUGGUGGUAGCAAAAAACUUUUUACCGGCUGCAAGCAUAAGAUCGAAAAAAUAAUUAUUCAUCCAAAUUAUUAUGCAAAAACAUAUAAAGCUGACAUUACUUUAUUAAAAUUAUACCAGCCAUUUACAUUCUCACCAGCUAUUAAACCAAUGUCAAUGGAAAGUGAAAUGCCAAAACCUGGAAUUUGCGGAACUAUUUCUGGCUGGGGUAGUACAAAAGUGGGAGCAAGAAUGGAGUAUUACUUAAGGACGACCAUGUUACCGAUCAUUAGAAAGGAAAAGUGCAUGAUGUUCCCGGACAUCGAUGUGGAUCAAUUCUGUGCUGGUUUCCAAGAUGCCCAUACGGACAGUUGCCAAGGUGACAGUGGUGGUCCCUUUAUUGUAAACAAUUUCCUGGUUGGAAUCGUCUCGUUUGGCUAUAAGUGCGCUUUACGUGAAAUUCCUGGAGUCUAUACCAACGUGCCCUUCUACCGGAAUUUACGAGUAUUCAUCGUAAAUUUAAAAUUAGUCGUGUCUCCCUGCGCACUAAUAAUGACAACUUUGAAUUUGAAUAAAGUUAAAAUAAUUAAAAGAGAGCUUCAUGUUCCAACACUCGAUGAAGUUAAGAAUGUAUUUAUAAAGGCAUUGAAAGCCAAUUUUGAAGAAGUUGAAGUCGAAGUUAUUGACUGCCCAGAUUUGACUGAAGAGCCAUUCACUUUGGCUGCUCCAGGUCUUGGAGGUAGACUGACUAUAGUUGAUGUUGGUGGUCCACCAUAUUUACUUCCACUCGCUCAAAAAGACAAAAUUUAUGACAUUCAACCUUUAUUAAAGGAGCUUAAGUAUGGGGACAGAGCAUUUGUUGCCGGUGCAGGUGCAGGACCUUGGCCUUAUCUGAAUAGCAACUGCGAGCUUAUGAUGAAUGUUAUGAUUAAUUCAAAUAAAAUAAAAAAUGCAACUCAUAUUGCUUCUGUUGAUAAAAACAAUGAAACUUGUGUCUUAGAAACUUUGAAGGGAAAUGAAACUCGAUUUGCAGUUCUGGCAAAUUUAUUUCUUUGUGAAGGUAUUCCUGGAAAAGUAUUAAAAGUACACGUUAAAAAGAGGAUCGGUAAGAGAGAUUUCAUAAAUACUAUGCAACAGGCCCUAACAGAACAUUACACAGAUAAACUUGUUGGUUUAGGAGGAUCUUUUGUAAUUAAAGAAGGUAAAGUAAAGCAGCAUGUUAUGCCAGACUUUUCUGAUAAACCACUAAAUAAUCUUCAAGAAUUGAAUAAUUGGCUACAUUUUUAUGAUAUGACAGCACCUCUUAUAGCAGUUGGCACUUUCAUUUCAGCAGAAACAGAUUUAGAUCUACGAGUACAGCACUUUCACAGCUUUUCUCAUCAUGGGGAAGGUGGGCAUUAUCAUAUUGAUACAACACCAGAUACUGUUGAAUAUCUAGGUUAUUUCAACCUUGGUGAAACAUUGUACAAAGUCGAUCAACCAACAGUGGCAUUGCAAUUUGGUAAAGACUAAUUUUGUUGUAAACCAAAAACAUUGAGAUAAUUGAAUGCUAUAAGUGCCUAUAUACUCGCAAAAAUAAUUACAACAAUUAUUGAUUUUAAUCAGAAAAUAUAUAAAAUUGUAAUAUA
Messenger RNA from Ceratosolen solmsi marchali, 2427 nucleotides. RefSeq lists its product as uncharacterized. The transcript is spliced from 13 exons. Gene Ontology annotation, molecular function: zinc ion binding; serine-type endopeptidase activity; hydrolase activity, acting on ester bonds. The record is from RefSeq and is a predicted model, not a curated record. Gene Ontology annotation, biological process: proteolysis. Gene Ontology annotation, cellular component: nucleus. NCBI's taxonomy places the organism in Eukaryota, Metazoa, Arthropoda, Insecta, Hymenoptera, Agaonidae. The coding region runs from base 41 to 2311 and encodes 756 amino acids.